Messenger RNA from Chironomus riparius, 2843 nucleotides. NCBI's taxonomy places the organism in Eukaryota, Metazoa, Arthropoda, Insecta, Diptera, Chironomidae. The record is from the annotation of a GenBank genome assembly.
AAGUUUGUUAAAUGUCAACACUAAAUAGAUGAUUUUUCACAGUUUUGCUUUAGUCUUUUCGUGAUUGUUGCACUGUCGUUACACAAAAUUCACUUCUUAUGUAUUUUUAAAAAGUUUAAUGAUUAUUUAUGAUGCAUUUAAAAUAAUUGUGAUUCUAAUAAGUUAUUGGAUACUUGUGAUUAAAUGAAUAAAUAUCAAAAAAAUUAAAUAUUGAUCGAUACUUUUAGUGCCAUAAAAAGCAAAAGAAAUUUUAGUGAAAUAAUAAGAAUUAAUAUUAUGAGUGAAAUAAUGGAUAUCAGACUUCAUCAUCAUUUAGCACAGGAAUUUUAUAGACAACAAAUGUUGCAAAGGAUUCCAGAUCCAUACUCAUCAAUUUUCCCAACACGUCAGCUUCCACCGAUUCCACCACGCUUUCAAUUACCUGGAGCAGACGUAAAAUUACAAAACUCAGAUCUAUGGUCAGAAUUUCAUCAAAUUGGCACAGAAAUGAUUAUUACAAAAUGUGGCAGACGAAUGUUUCCAUCACUACGCAUUUCACUUGCUGGAUUGGAUAAUGAUCAAAAUUAUUGUGUUCUAUUGGAAAUGGCUCCGACUGCUGAUUGUAGAUUUAAAUUCUCGGGAUCACAAUGGGUACCAGCCGGAGGUGCAGAACCUCAAAGUCUUCAAAACAUUUAUAUUCAUCCCGACAGUCCAGCUUUGGGAUCACAUUGGCAAGCUCAACCGAUCAAUUUCAACAAAGUGAAACUUACAAACAACACAUUAGACAGCAGUGGACAUGUCGUUUUAACCAGCAUGCAUAAAUAUCAGCCACGUAUUCAUAUCGUUCGGACUUCAGAUCCUUCACAAAUUCCUUGGUCACCACAAAAAUCAUUUGUAUUUCAUGAAACUGAAUUUGUAGCUGUCACUGCUUAUCAGAAUGAUCGAAUCACAAAGUUAAAGAUCGAUAAUAAUCCAUUUGCAAAAGGAUUUCGUGAAACUGGUCAAUCUCGAUGCAAGAGAAAGCUUGGACCAUCAACAUCAAAUAACAACAGUAUUAAUAAUAAUCAGAAAUUACAAAAGAACGAUGACGAGUUGCCAUAUGAGAUUGAACAGAAACGUCUUCGAGUCAUAAGUCCAUCUGCAUUCUCACCAGGAUUACAAUCUCAAAAGGAUGAUUCUGGAUUAUCACUUUACGAAACAUCAUCUAGUGGAACUAAUUCACCUUCAAUUGAUGAUCGUUUCAUCAAUCAGAGGCUACCCUACUUUCAGCAUCAUUCAUAUCCUUUAGCACUACAACAUUAUCAUCAGAUGAUAAAUUCUCAAUUUAUGAACUUGAUGAUGCCUCAUAUAAAUAAUCAACAAGUAAACUCUAUUAGAAUAAACAAUCAAGUAGAAAAUGACGAGAAGCAAAUUGAUGUUUUAACUGAUGAUACAAGUUCCAAUGCCUCAGAUAAUGAAGAAACAUCACCAAAAAAGUCAAAUUUCUCAAUAUCUGCAAUUUUGGGCUUAGAGAAAGAUCCAUAUGCUUCAAUGUUUCCAGCAAGACAAUUACCACCAAUGCCACCACGUUUUCAACUACCUGGAGCAGACGUUAAAUUACAAAAUCAAGACCUUUGGUCACAAUUCCAUAAAAUUGGAACUGAAAUGAUUAUCACAAAAUCUGGACGACGAAUGUUUCCAUCACUACGCAUUUCACUUGCUGGAUUGGAUAAUGAUCAAAAUUACUGUGUUCUAUUGGAAAUGGCUCCGACUGCUGAUUGUAGAUUUAAAUUCUCGGGAUCACAAUGGGUACCAGCCGGAGGUGCAGAACCUCAAAGUCUUCAAAACAUUUAUAUUCAUCCCGACAGUCCAGCUUUGGGAUCACAUUGGCAAGCUCAACCGAUCAAUUUCAACAAAGUGAAACUUACAAACAACACAUUAGAUAGCAGUGGACAUGUUGUUUUAACCAGCAUGCAUAAAUAUCAGCCACGUAUUCAUAUCGUUCGGACUUCAGAUCCUUCACAAAUUCCUUGGUCACCACAAAAAUCAUUUGUAUUUCAUGAAACUGAAUUUGUAGCUGUCACUGCUUAUCAGAAUGAUCGAAUCACAAAGUUGAAGAUCGAUAAUAAUCCAUUUGCAAAAGGAUUUCGUGAAACUGGUCAAUCUCGAUGCAAGAGAAAGCUUGGACCAUCAACAUCAAAUAACAACAAUUUCAAUCAGAAAUUACAAAAGAACGAUGAUGAAUCGUCGUAUGAAGUUGAACAGAAAAGACUUAGAGUAAUUAGUCCAUCAGCAUUUUCUGCUGGAUCUUUAGAAGACAGUGAAAUGUCAACAUAUGAAACAUCAUCUAACGGAUCACAUUCUCCAGCAACAAUCAGCGUUGAUGAUUGUCAUUCUCCAGUAAUGAAGCCAAACAUUUAUCCAUAUACAGUCUCAGCACACAAUUAUCAUCAUAUGGUUGGACCGAGUCAGCAAUGGUUAAACUUUAUGAUGCCAUAUAUAAACACAGAACAUCAAGCCGCACUAAGUUCUAAUUUUGCUGAUAGUAACAGUUCAAGUCCAUCAACAUCGCCAUCAAAAAGUAUCUCAAUUUCCUUCUCUGAUAAUGAAGAAUCACCCAAAAAAUGUAACUUUUCAAUAGCUUCAAUUCUUGGAUUAUAAGCAUGUAAAUAUCAAUUAUGUAUAAAGAAUUAGAAAGUAAGGAAUUCAAACAAUGACUGAUAGAAUAUUAAAAAUCAAGAUGUUUAUCGUUAUGUACUGAAGAAGUUUCAUUUAAAUUUGAGAUUAUGAAAUAUUUUAAGCUUUAUAAAUUUUAUUAGUUUAUGCCAAAAAAAUAUAGAUUAUUGUUAUUAGCGAUUAUUAAUAAAAUAAUGUCAAUAUAAUUC